AUGCUGCACCGUCGCAGUCGCGCCACUUCGGUCCGGGACAACCCCAGGCACGCGCCCAAUCAUGCGGCCGCUAAUGGCGAUCCACCCGCGUCCGCUCCUCCUUUUAUAAAAUUCUUGUUGCCAUCCUCUGGCAUUCCCACUGCCAUCCCAAUUCUCCUCGAGUCUCACAAGAUGAAUUCGACCCUCGCCUCCUUGACGGGGCCGAGUGAUUACUGGAGCCAGUUCGACGAGAUCUCCAAAUAUAAUGUCCAUUUCAACCUGGCAGAAAAGCUCUGGGCUGCUUGGUACGCCUAUAUGCAGAACGACGUUCUGGCCACCGGCAUCCUGUCGUUUGGCAUGCACGAAUUAGUCUACUUCGGCCGGUCUCUGCCCUGGAUCAUCAUUGACGCCCUGGGCCUUUUCCGGAAUUACAAGAUCCAGAGCAACAAAAUCCCUACCGCCAAAGAACAAUGGAACUGCGCCAAACUCGUCCUUCUUAGUCAUUUCACCGUGGAACUACCGCAAAUCUGGCUCUUUCACCCCAUGGCCCAGUACUUUGGACUCGCCACAACCGCUCCUUUCCCAUCCCUGUCCACCAUGGCCUACCAGAUCGCCGUCUUCUUUGUCCUAGAAGAUACCUGGCACUAUUUCUCUCACCGAGCUCUUCACUGGGGACCGCUAUACAAGGGAAUCCAUAAAAUCCACCACCAGUAUUCUGCUCCCUUCGGUCUGGCCGCUGAAUAUGCUUCUCCCAUUGAGGUCAUGUUACUCGGUUUUGGCACUGUUAGCAGCCCCAUCCUCUGGUGUGCCAUCACCGGAGAUUUGCACAUUAUGACCAUGUAUCUCUGGAUCCUUUUCCGCCUGUUCCAAGCCAUCGACGCCCACAGCGGCUAUGAGUUUCCAUGGAGCCUUCACCAUUUCCUUCCAUUCUGGGCCGGUGCCGAGCACCACGAUGUUCACCAUGAGAAAUUCGUUGGCAACUAUGCAAGCAGCUUCCGCUGGUGGGACUACCUUCUGGACACCGAGUACAGCGCUGAAUCGGUGAAGCGCUGGCGCGAGAAGAAGCUCGCCAAGAAGGCGAACUAG
Molecule: messenger RNA, 1065 nt
Organism: Talaromyces rugulosus
Lineage: Eukaryota; Fungi; Ascomycota; Eurotiomycetes; Eurotiales; Trichocomaceae
Exons: 5
Coding region: 1-1065 (354 amino acids)
Biological process (GO): ergosterol biosynthetic process
Molecular function (GO): C-4 methylsterol oxidase activity; iron ion binding
Source: RefSeq, a predicted model, not a curated record